AUGGGAGACACAGGGCAAAUCUACAGUGUAGCUCCCAGGCCAGGCUGCCAACGGGUGUUGGAGGUGAAUGCAUGCGUUGGAUUUUCUUCAAUUCUACCGAAGGACUAUGGCAAGGAGAAGAACUCGGGGAAUCUUGCUGGCACGCAGGCAAGAUAUGGCCAAUAUCUCCAGGAUCUCUGCAGGACAAUACCACUACACCUCUGCAAAUCGUCUCCGGUCGAGGCCUACACGGACUAUGGAUGUUUGGAGACACAGGGCAAGCAAUGGGCGUGCAUCUCCGGUCUACCAGCCAUGGGGGCCAUGGCUAUUGAGAGGGGGGGGUAG
Messenger RNA from Letharia columbiana, 324 nucleotides. RefSeq lists its product as uncharacterized. NCBI's taxonomy places the organism in Eukaryota, Fungi, Ascomycota, Lecanoromycetes, Lecanorales, Parmeliaceae. The transcript has a single exon. The record is from RefSeq and is a predicted model, not a curated record. The coding region runs from base 1 to 324 and encodes 107 amino acids.